Messenger RNA from Bactrocera latifrons, 4864 nucleotides. It is a transcript of the gene elg1, whose product is annotated as ATPase family AAA domain-containing protein 5. NCBI's taxonomy places the organism in Eukaryota, Metazoa, Arthropoda, Insecta, Diptera, Tephritidae. The record is from RefSeq and is a predicted model, not a curated record. Bases 371 to 4483 code for a protein of 1370 amino acids. Gene Ontology annotation, molecular function: DNA clamp unloader activity; DNA binding; ATP hydrolysis activity. The transcript is spliced from 4 exons. Gene Ontology annotation, cellular component: nucleus.
UUCCAUCAUUUGUCAUAAACUGCCAACGGAUGCAUAGAGUAAUGUGAUUUUCUAAAUUAUUUCGGAUUUUUUAAGCUCGCUCUAAAUAUUAAUGAAACAAAUUUGCAGAUGUAAUUCAAUGAAUAAUUGUUAAUCGAAAAGCUAGUGUAAAAGCUUUGAUGAAGGUGUGUGACUGACCUUUUUCUGGUUAGUAGCAUUUGUCAAUGCGAUAGGAAAGUUUUAUAGAUUAUAUUUUUAUUUGCAUAAACCCGCAUAUUGAUGUGAAAAUAGAUUCCCACAAUCUCGCUUGUUGCUUUAUUAAUUAUUUCCUGAGUAAAAGGCUUAAAAUUUAUAUGCUUUGCUUAGUUUUUGAUAAAAGAAAGUGUAAAAAAUGACUGCUUUAAAUACAAUUGUGGUAAAUAAUUUUAUAAGUGCUACUGAAAGCGGUAAUGAAUCUAUAUUAGUUUCCGCUGAUAUCCAAAAUGGUGAACGUUCUGUUGUUAGUGUAGGCACUUCUGAAAGCGUUUCUAAAUUUAUUUUAAAAGCCCCACGUCCGGACUCGAAACUCAUUCUACAAAAUAUGGAAGAAGUGUUGAAUUCCGUAAAAAAGAAACAUCGACAAAAACACAGAAGAAAAAGGGAACAGAAGAAACUUGCACAAAUGGAAGCAGCAGCUGUAGCUGUGGCAACUGCAGAAUUAGACAAAGUGGCUGAAGAUGAACAAAAGGUUAUCAAUAAAUCGAAAGGUAAAAGUGCAUCUAAACAUGUCAAAGAACAGGGCAAGCGCUCAAAAACAAAACCAUUACAAGAGAAGACCGCUCAGGAAAACGGACAGGGAGGCUCACCUGAUUGUGCUCAAAGGAAAAAAUCUCAAGAUAAUAAAAGUCCACUAAAGAAUGCUUCCAUAAAUGGAGAUAUACUGCGUCACUUUCAACGAACUCCAAAGAAAAAUCAGCAGACUACUGAUCAUUUAGGAAACAAAUCGGAUGCAAAAUUAGUUCCUAGUGAAGCAUCAACUGCGCUAAUUCAGCAAAAAGCAAUGAAUGCAUUUGAGGUUAUGAUGAAUGCCAGAAAUAAAGCAAUCGGUUCAAACACACCUGGAAAAGAGACCUCACCAACAAUAAGCCAGGAAUCAGCUGUCAAUACCAAACGUAAGUUGAUUCUUCAGGAAUGGGCUGACAAAAAAGGUGGCAUAAAGCGUAAAUUGGAUGAAGAAGCACGAGCUGCAUAUGUUGAUCAACAAUUGGAGAACCGUGCGAAGCGGUUCAAGCAGAUGCUUGUGAAUGGUGCUUCGCCUAAAAAGGAUAACAGCUUCACAAGUCAAACAGCAAGUCAUAAAAUGAAAUCAAAAAGAGGCGAUUCGAUGGGUGCGGCCACAAAACAGUAUAAAGAUAAAGCUAAGUGCAGGAAGCGAACAAUACUGCGACCCGAUUCGACUGAUUCAGUCGAUGAGCGAAUAGAAAAUGCAAAGACGGACUCGGAAACAGAAGAGUUUUUAUCUAAACUUAAUUCCCCGACCAAAAAACGAGAUAGCCUUUUAGGAUAUUUUCCGAGAAAAGAGUCACCGAAAGAUCUAGCUGCUAAAACAUCAAAAGAGGUUUUAGGAAAAGACAAAAGAAACUCUAAAACUGAAACUCCAAAGUCACGCAACCGGCGGUGUACUAAAAAUAGUACCGAAAUAAUGGUUGUAUCUACUACACCUGUAAUAGAAAGCAGUGUUGAGGCAGUACAACCUAAUCAGGGUGAAUUGGAAAUUGAAAACACACCUAGUAGUAGACCAAAACGUUCUUGUGCGGGAAGAGCUCGUUACGAUUACGACUUAGAAAAGAGUCCGACUAAAAUUUCUUCGGCUAAGAAAUGUGUUUCGGCUUCGAGAAAGUGUGAAACAGCAAUAGAUGUAGAAAUAAUAAAUUUAGACGAUAGCAAUAUGUCAACUCCAGAAAAGUCGAAGAAAUUGGCCCCCCUUUUCGUACGUUCACUGCCGAAACCUAGUCCAGAUCCAGUUGCACUAAAGGCGAAGCACGAUUUCCUUAUGUCGGGUGUGCCUGAGAAAAUGCGCAUAGAAAUUGAAAAGCAAAAGCAGUACGAACAAAACUAUGAAGAGGUGCUGGACUAUUUUCCUCGUAUUUGUCAUGUUCAACAGUUAAAUGCGGACGAGGCGUUAUUUUUACAAAAUAAAAUACAAUUUACUAUAAAAUUAAAAUUGUAUGAGAACGAUUUAGAGCUGAGCACAAUUGUCGAAACAGAAAUAAUGAAAAAAUCGAAUACAUGUAAGCGUAGAUCUCGGAACAAUUCAGGUAGCACAAAACAAUUUAUAAUUAACAAAACACAACCACCUCCAUUUGAAGCAUUAUUGCCAACACUUGAGAAUAAAAGGUCAAUAAUAAAAUUGUGGAAGUCGCAAUUCGAUCGGUUUCCCACAUUUAAAUGUUACAAUCAAAUGCGCGAAAAAUAUCGAUAUUUUAGUGCUUUGGACGCGGCACAGGAUAUGGAACAAGUGAGCGAAUCAUUUGUGGUGACCCGUCGAACGCAACGGAUACGAAGUUUAGAACCAACAGGUGCUACUUCUGAUCAAGAUGAAGUGAAGCCACCUCCAUCUGCCCCCAAUGGUGAACUUUUAUUCACUGAAAAGUAUAAACCCAUGCUCGUUGAACAGGUGCUCGUAAAUCUCGUGCCCGUAACACAAUUGCGUGACUUUCUUUCUACUUGGGCCAAUGGUAGUGGCGGAAGUGCUCGUAAUUCGCAAUCAAUUGAUGAUUCAUUUGAUGUGUCUAAUGACUCAAACUCCAGUCUCAGCAAUGUAACCGGCAAUGCUGUGGUACUUCUGGGUCCGGUAUCAAGUGGUAAAACCAAUGCAGUUUACGCGCUUGCAAAUGAUAUGAAUUUCAAUGUUCUCGAAAUAAAUGCUGGCAUGAAGCGAACUGGAAAACGUUUGAUACAAGAGCUACAGGAAGCAACACAAUCACACCAAAUUCGUAAGGACUCGACGCCCACACAAAGUUCUAGUAAAGCUCAGAAAAACUUACUCCGCAUGUCACUAAAUGGAAAAAAGCUAAUGAAACAAAAUUCUCAGAGUCACAUUGAUGCUGAUAGCAAUGCUGGCUGCAGUGGAGAUGUGAAUCAAAAUUCGCGAAAGUGUCUUAUUCUUAUCGAGGAUGCGGACGUGGUAUUUGAUCAACUAGACAGUGGUUUCACUGAUGCCAUUUACACAUUGGCAGCUUGCUCGAAACGUCCUGUCAUUGUCAUGGCCACGAAUCCCAAUUGCCAGCACCUCCAACGACUAAUGAAUCAGAACACAAUAUAUUUUACGCCGCCGAAUGCUCUGAAUAUAUCCCGCUUCAUGGCUGUGCUCUCACUGAUAGAAAAUUGUCCUAUUAAUUUGGAUGACUUACUUUCACUAUAUUUGUACAAUAGAAAAGAUCUGAGAAGAACGCUGCUGGAAUUGCAGUUUUUCAUUCAAAGUGGUGGUGAUCGAACGAACAUGGUUUUAGCACCAACUGGUGAUGUGAAAACUCCGUCACAUCAUCAUACACCACAAAAGGAAGAGGCGGCCAAACGUGAUUUGGGUUUUUUUGCAUCGCCAACCAAACGAAGUCUAUCAGUUGAAGACAGCACGCAGCAACAACAGGAACCUGAUGAGCAACUUAGCAAAGAUCGACUGAAUAAGCAAGGGUGUAGUAAAGAGAAUGAUGUAUACAUUCAUCGUUCAAUGUUUGAAUUUUUCACUGUCAACCAGAACGAAAAAUGGCGCAUACCCUUUCCUGUCGAUUUCAGUUUAUUACGCGUAAACUUAACGGACAUAUUUCAGUGCUCAAAGCGAUUGCUAUUACAAGAAGGCAAUUCAAUUGAGAAAGCCUUCAAACUCAGUGAUAAUGACGAGGACAAAAAUAGCGUAAUUAAACGCAGAACACGUACACCAAAGAAGACUGCGCUUAACAGUUCGCUUACCAAUGCUGAAGUAUGUCAACAGCAUAAAACUACGUCAUCACUUGAAGUUAUGUGUGAUUUUUACGAAAGCAUUUCCAUAGGCGCAUUAUUAGGCAUGCACAAUGCUGACAUGUCGGAUGACAAUAGAGGAGUUGGCCGAGGUUUAAUCACCGGUAGGAGUGCCGAUUUGAGUGUCGACCGGUUACAGCCACAUCUCUCCGAAGAAAUUGCGCAUGAGAUUGUUGAACAGGCGAUAAAAGUGAAUUUGGCGGCGAAACCGUGCCCUUACAAUCUCUUCGAUACGCCGAGAGAACGACUCUCCCUAUGUGACUACAUGAAUAGCACUGCCGUCAGUUCUCGUAGCCAGCGUACACGCGCCUUAGAUGUGGAACCGGCACUGCGCGCCAUUUGUCGCAGUGAGAAGCAACGCGCCACGCACGAGCGGCGCUCAACUCGCUUCUAUCAUUACCUAAGGCACAGCGCAAUUAAUGUUUCCAAUUUUUCAACAACACCCUUUGAUAAUGCCUGUACAAUCUUGGUAGAUGCAGCGCCAGAGGACGUGGAAGCCCAGCUUUAAAGUGUUGAAGACUGACGAGGAAGCUUAGUUUAAAAUUUUCAAUUGUCCCUACAACUGACAUUAUUGUAUAUUGUAUAGAAUUUUACUAAUCUCGGUAUGCAGAAAAAUGUUGCUUUUGCGUUAUGAACAAAUUGCGGUGGCACAUUAGCAGAAAUAACUUGAAAUUGACAGCAGCAAAACUAGUAUAAAUAUUACAUAAUUAUUAAUUGUAUUAUAAUGUGCAUUUAUUGGCAUUUAACACUUAUUAACUAAAUACAAUAAAUUAAUUUUUAACUUGUAACGUAAACUACGUAUAUUUAAUUAUAUUAUGUACAUAAGUACGAAUUCAAACAACAUUAUAUAAUGUAAGUGAAGCUAAUAAAUAACAAAUUUUUAAUUUUA